Molecule: messenger RNA, 1128 nt
Organism: Orbicella faveolata
Lineage: Eukaryota; Metazoa; Cnidaria; Anthozoa; Scleractinia; Merulinidae
Product: sepiapterin reductase-like
Biological process (GO): tetrahydrobiopterin biosynthetic process
Molecular function (GO): sepiapterin reductase (NADP+) activity
Source: RefSeq, a predicted model, not a curated record
GAGUGCUUUAUAAAGGUAGGGCACGUUUUAUUUGAACCAUGCUCGGAUUAGCCAAUCGGAGUUCAUGACAUGUUCAACUCCGAGAAAACCCUGGGGUCGAGUUCCUUUUUGACUGCGCGGCUGCUAAGUUUCGCUACGGAACCUCGUACCCAGGGUCUUCUGCACUUAUCAGAGACUGUUCCAUCUGUUGUUCCUUCUGGGCUUGUUUUUGAGUUUUUGGGAGGACUGUACGAUGUUCGAGUCUGGAUCGAAAACCUGUUGUCUUAUUUCUGGAGCUAGCCGUGGUUUUGGGCGAUCCGUAGCCGUCGCAUUAGCCGGGCAAUUCUCUGAUUCUGGAACCAAGGGUCAUUUUAUUCUCAUUUCGCGCUCUGGAGAUGACCUUGAAGAAACGAGGAAUACAAUUAUUCAAGUUUGCGCAACCGCUGAAGUUCACAUCGUUAUUGCUAAUCUUGGAGAAAUGAAUACCCUGGAUCAAACUCUUAAGACUGCCUUCAGUAAGGUUGAUCCAUCCAAAGUUACUCAUGCCUUGCUUGUGAACAAUGCUGGGUCAAUUGGUGAUGUAUCAAAAGACACAAAGGAUGUAUCCCAGGAUGUCAGCUCCCUUCAAGAUUACUUUAACCUCAAUCUUACCUCUCCUAUGUUUCUCACGUCAAAGUUUCUUCAACAAUUCAAAGAAGCAAGUUGUACAGUAGUUAAUGUGUCAUCCCUCAUGGCUGUGCAAGCUUUUCCUUAUUUCUCAUUAUACUGCACUGGCAAAGCAGCUCGGGAUAUGAUGUGUCAAGUACUGGCUAAAGAAGAGCCUAAUGUGCGAGUCUUAAACUAUGCCCCUGGACCACUGCUUACAAACAUGUAUGAGACAAUACGCACCACUUGCGGUAAUCAUGAAGUUGUUGAAAUGUUUAACACCAGCAAAGAAGAAAAUAAAGUUUUAUCACCAGAUGAGUCCGCGAGGAAACUUUUAAUAAUUUUGAAAGAGAACACCUUCACGUCUGGCUCGCAUGUUGAUUACUUUGACUGAAAAAGAACGACUGCCAAAAUACGACAUCCUUUGGCGCCGUCUACACUACGCCGCAAAUGUUUGAAAAAGCAGCUUUCUUUCUACGGUUAGACCUACCGUCCACACUAAUC